Molecule: messenger RNA, 1548 nt
Organism: Suillus bovinus
Lineage: Eukaryota; Fungi; Basidiomycota; Agaricomycetes; Boletales; Suillaceae
Exons: 6
Coding region: 1-1548 (515 amino acids)
Source: RefSeq, a predicted model, not a curated record
AUGUCGUCAACACCUCCAUAUACUGGCGGCUGCAAUGGUGUGGGUGAGGGUACGGGUACCCCAAAGGCAGACCCCUACCCAUACCUGAGGGACACCCUUACCCACCACCCAUGCGGGUUACCCCAACCCGUGCUAUUGCCUAACCGUAUCGCAACUCUCCAGAAUAAAUUCCAUGACUACCACAACGAGUUUGAAUCGACUGGUGCAGGGAUCGUGCCCCUUGAUGCAGGUACUGCAGAAAAUCUACAUGUCAAGAAAGACUUCCCAUGGUACAACAAUCUCUAUAAAAUCUGGGGUUCCAACCCAUCAUUUGCUGCCAAAACGACUUCACCAAAGCCAGGCUCCGACCAUGCGGGUAAUCUUUUUGCCCUCACCUGUCCUGGGGGCAACACUGUUUGCUCCCCCCCGCAAUAUAAUGUCCCUUCCACCAGUGGUCACGCUGGUAGUGGAACAGCCGUCCCACAAUUUAACUACCCUCCUCCUCCACAUCCCCCGCCUCCACAGCAGCAUUGCUGGUUCUCACUCACACUGGAAUUACAAUGUCUCUCCCCAAAGCACCCACCACAGCAGUAUUCCCUGCUCCUCAAUUCAACUUCGCCCCUCUCCCAGGAAAUGCUUCUGGGUCUCCUGCAGCACUGGAAUUAUGGCCUCCCUCUCCAAGGUGGCUAUGCUGGUGGUGUCGCUGGUUCUCUGAGUCUCCCUGCUCCCCAAUUUAACUUUGUCCCCCCUCAACAGAGUGUUCCACCAAGUAGUACUUUGGGCUCCCCACAACGCUGGGAUUAUGGCUCUCCCCAAAGUGCUCUGUCACAAAGCCGCAACCCAUACUCCACAGGCCCCCCUCCGGCUCUUCCAAACUUUACUGGAACGGACAACAAUAACAACAACCCUCUUGCUGAUGAGAUGGAAGACCUGCGUAUGGAUGAGUCGGUUGGUCAUUGUGACAUCAUUUUGGACAGCCCGCCAAAAUCCAACCAUCACACCAAGAAAUGCCAGCAGCCUUCAUCUUCUCCAACUCCACCCCCCCCCUCCCUCACUUGUCGCUCCACAGAAGCCCUGCACCUCUACCCACGAUGUACCCCUUCUGUUACAUCCUCAAAUAAUUCCUGCAGCUCAUUGGGACGUGGAUGCACUGGCGAGCAAAGCUCAUUGGUUCAACACUCCCCAACUUCGCAGACAUCUGUUUCGGCCAAAUCAAAAGGCAAGAACCCAAUGUCAAAACAUAUCUGGUCGGAAAUUCAAGAACAAGUUGAGAUGUUGAACAAUGACUUGGACAGCAUACACUCUGAGAAGGUCUCGUUGUAUCAGCUCAAGAAUGAGCGACUGAUGGUGAAGAUGAAUUCUAACUGCCAGCAGAAGGAGCACAAUUUCAUUCAUGAGGAGCGAGCCAAUGAGCAUGCAGAUGCCGCUAUUGUCCAUCAAUGCAUGAAGGAGGCCAAGGAGGUGGACAUUCGCCUGCAUGAAGCAGACACUAAGGCUCUUGAAGUGGAGAGGGACGUGAUACACCUGCGGAUCGAGUAUGCCAAGCUCAAUGCUGGCAAGAAUGAGUGA